Molecule: messenger RNA, 7263 nt
Organism: Leptopilina heterotoma
Lineage: Eukaryota; Metazoa; Arthropoda; Insecta; Hymenoptera; Figitidae
Product: protein turtle-like
Exons: 16
Coding region: 1381-5388 (1335 amino acids)
Biological process (GO): dendrite self-avoidance; homophilic cell-cell adhesion; axon guidance
Cellular component (GO): axon; plasma membrane
Molecular function (GO): cell-cell adhesion mediator activity
Source: RefSeq, a predicted model, not a curated record
GUGCUUUUUCUGUGCGUACGAGGGCACCAAGACGUAGUUGAUACCGCGCUGGAUGCCGCCCUUCCGCCAGAUCAAUAUUGCUUUGGUGGGGCUGAAACGGGGUAGUUUUGAAGGGUUGAGGGGUUGGUAGGUUUCCUCCACUGAACGGUGGGGGAGUCGUGAAAGAUCGAAGUAGGGGGAUGAAUGUGUGCGGAGCAGCCACCACUGUCAUGGCGCCGCGCACCACUGUCAGGAUAGCGCUCACGGCCUUGAUGUCUUAAAUCGUAGCAGCACGUUUUACAAUUACCAAGUUUUUCGCCCGACUUUUUUUUACCAAAAAAAUAAUAAAAGAACAGAAUUCAAAUCUUUUUCAACUGUUACAAUUUUUAUCGCCUUUCGGAUAUAUAGUGAUCAACUUCAUUGCGCUUCUUGUUGACUUUUCAUAAAAUUCAUCCGUGUGGUGCGUGGUCUUAUUGCGGUAUCGUGAGAUUUUCAAUACGCUCCCAGUUUUUUCCAUUUUUACUUUUUUACUGAAAUAGAACAUUUUUCCACCAGGACGUGUCAAUUGCUCGAAAGUGAAUGUUAGUAAUUUAGUCUACUGUGAUACUAGUUGAAAGAAGAUAUUUUGGGCAGAGGUUAGAAAAUUGAUUAUUGCAUUUUGUAAGCGAUAAGAUGAUCCCUGAUGACCACGAGGGCGAUGAGAAGGGACGUUCCUAAAAAGCCGGUUAAUGAUUAAAUGGAAGAUAAUUGAUUAUUAAUGACUUGAAUUUAAAAACAUCUUUGAAGACGUGAGAAAAAGAAGUGGGAAAUUUGUGUUAAACAUUUUUUUCGGCGGGAUUUAUUGAAAAGUGAAAAUAGGUGUUAAAAAGAAGUGGAGAUAUUAGGAUCGAGUGAAUUUCACUGCACGGACAAGAAGGAUCAACAAUGUCCUAGCGAAGGCAGUAUCCUGCCUGGGCAUUCCCCUUAUCCUGCUCCAUUUCACCUACACCCGUUUCCCGAACCGACCGCGACCGUCCAACCUAUAUCCACCCACCCCAGCUGUAUCCAUCCACGUAUUUUCCCUCAGCCUCUGCAUUACAUACACACUCACCAACACACAAUUUGUGUUCUUGGAAAUGUGUUUGUGUCCUGAAUCAUUGAGACACGAGUUUCCCACGUCCAUCCGAAUCCAAAGUACUUAAUCUGGCAGGGUGAUCCUGACCCCACCCGAUCAAGGAAGAACCACACCCCGGCAAGGAUUUCGGCAUUCGAAUUUAUCGGGCAAUGCUAACGAUACUUUGCGGUGGUUAAUUCGGCUUUUCUGGCAGAAGUGGCGACGCGAGCAAAAAUCGUUGCCGCAGGCAGACGAGCCGGACAGCGGUAGUGGCAGCGGAGCGGCAAGGGUACUAUGGGAGCAGGGGAAUGGGGGGCGGAGGAGGGCUACAAGCCACGGACCUCCGGCGAAGGCUCGUGUCCGAACAUUCAAGAAGUCGAAAAAAUUCACGUCUCCUAGAAGAAAAUGCUCCCGACAAAAAAGAUUCUGGAGUCUGUCUCUGUAACGAAUCUGUCAUUAGGCAAAUAUCAGGUCGGCCGACAUGUGUCAGAUUCAAGAGAAAAGAAAUCGAGGAAGGCGGAAAAGAAAUUACGGACGAGAAUUUAAGACUGAGAGAAGUGGUAACGGCGGAACUAAAAUCAAGACUUUCAGUCGGAAGUUUUAAAAAUUUGGAGGACGACGGUGAGGAUGGCAAUGGGAGAAAAAGGAAUAAUCAGAGGCGGAACCGUUUCCGGUGGUUUAUCAAAGACCUUUGGCGAAUCGUGGGAAUGGCAUCUAGGACUCUGUUCCUCGGUGUUGUGCUACUCGUUACGCCAGGUCUCUGCCAUCAAGAUGCUCAACACAUAACGGCAAUUUUGGGUGAGAGUGUGGUCUUCAACUGUCAUGUAGAGUUUCCUGAGCAGCAUCCAGUGCCGUAUGUUCUCCAGUGGGAGAAGAAGGUAGGCGACACGGGGCAGGAGAUACCAAUUUACAUAUGGUACGAGUCAUAUCCAACCCACAGUGGCGAAGGUUAUGAAGAUCGAGUCUCAAGGGUGAGUCCUAAAUCACCCUAUGGCGACGCUAGUCUUAACCUGACCAACAUUCGUGAGACCGAUCAGGGCUGGUAUGAGUGCAAGGUCGUCUUCCUCAAUAGGCCUCCCAACACACAUAAAAACGGCACGUGGUUUCAUCUCGAUGUUCACGCGCCUCCUAGAUUUAGUAUUACACCGGAGGAGAUAAUCUAUGUAAAUUUGGGCGAUGCAAUAAUUCUCAACUGCCAAGCGGAAGGAACGCCGACACCGGAAAUCCUAUGGUAUAAGGACGCCAAUCCUGUUGAAAUAUCAACGACCAUCGGCAUCUUCAACGAUGGUACAGAAUUGCGGAUUUCUACCAUUAGAAAUGAAGAUAUCGGUGAUUACACCUGCAUUGCACGAAAUGGCGAGGGACAAAUUAGCCACACUGCACGAGUUAUCAUUGCAGGCGGUGCUGUCAUCAUGGUUCCACCAACAAAUCAAACAAAGCUCGAAGGGGAGAAGGUUCAAUUCUCCUGCGAAGCGAAGGCUCUUCCAGGUAACGUGACAGUACGCUGGUAUCGAGAAGGUGCGUUAGUAACAGAAGUUUCAGCACUGGACACAAGAGCUUCCGUCCGAAUGGAUGGGAGUCUUGUGAUAAAUCCCGUUAGCGCUGAAGAUUCUGGACAAUACCUUUGCGAAGUCACUAACGGAAUUGGAGAACCACAAACAGCCAGCGCUUAUUUAAAUGUCGAAUAUCCAGCUAAGGUUACGUUUACACCGACCGUCCAGUAUCUACCUUUUCGUUUAGGAGGCGUUGUACAGUGUUAUGUUAAAGCAAAUCCCCCUGUACAGUAUGUGACUUGGACCAAGGACAAGAGAUUAUUGGAACCCUAUCAGACAAAAGAUAUUGUAGUGAUGAACAACGGUUCCUUAUUGUUCACUAGAGUCAACGAGAACCAUCAGGGAAAAUACACUUGUACACCUUACAAUGCUCAAGGAACACAAGGUAGUUCAGGACAAAUGGAGGUGUUGGUCAGGAAUCCUCCGGUCUUUACUGCCGAACCUGAAGCUACCUAUCAGAAGAAAGUUGGAGAAACUGUAGAAAUGCACUGUGACGCUCAAGAAGGAGAGGGAACUCAAAAACCUUCUAUUACCUGGCAGAGAAAGGACGGCAUUGGAAUCCAACGAAAUCGGGCAAAGAUUGUUGGGGGUAAUCUAACUAUUGAUAGUCUUCGUCGUCAAGACUUUGGAUACUAUCAGUGCGUGGCUUCGAACGAAGUUGCAACUAUUACUGCUUCCACACAGCUUAUAAUUGAAGGAACCCAACCGCAUGCUCCAUUUAAUAUUACCGGAACCGCAACUCAAUUUUCGGUCAAGUUGUCGUGGUCUCCAGGAUACUCAGGAGGUCCAGAUUAUAAGCAAGAUUACACAGUCUGGUACAGGGAAGCGAAUACCGUCGAGUGGACAACAAUUCCAGUAACGCCUUCGGGAAGUACUUCAAUGACGAUAGGCAACUUGACGCCUGGCUCUGCCUAUGAAUUUCAAGUAUUCGGAAAAAAUGCCCUAGGCGACGGUGUUCACAGCAAUAUUUUUACCAUUAAGACCGAAGAAAUUAUAGAUUAUAAUUCCCUCGUAUUUCCAACUGAUUCUUCAGGAAACAUCUUAUAUCCGCGAAUCAUGAGACCCAAAGGACCAAAACCGGGUCCACCAAGGAAUGUAACAGUGAGAGAGGAGGAGAAUGGCUUCAUUAUUUCGUGGCAGCAUCCGGCGGAGAAAACUCAUCUGGUACAAUAUUACACAAUCAGAUACAGAACUGAUGGACCUUGGAAGGAUCUCAACAAAGCGCGAAUUCGACCCGAAGAUACUUUUUAUCUAGUGAAGAAUUUAGUCGGAGGUAGAACUUAUCAUUUUCAAGUCUUCGCCAAUUCUUCGACAAAUUACGGAGCAAGUGAUGAAGUGAAAUUCCCAGUGCCGGCUCGAGUGAAGCAUAAAGCAAUAACCGCUGGUGUUGUGGGCGGUAUUCUCUUCUUCAUCGUAGCCAUCAUCCUCAGCAUAUGUGCGGUAAAAAUAUGCAAUAAACGGAAGCGACGAAAACAGGAAAAAGAACUGCUUUCAGCGUAUAAUAUGGUAGCGUGCCGGUCCACUGACGCCCGGAAUGGCGCAGGACAGGGACCCCAAGGAACAGUGCCUUUAAAAAAACCUAGAAAGAGCCGAGUACCAGGUCUAAGUUUCUUAAGGGAUAUCCUGAAUGCCGAUACGCCAGAUUCAUUUCGAGAUCGUCCGCUGGGGAAAAUUUCACGAGCAGCCGACGGUCGGUUUGUUAUAGCCGAUUCGGUGCUUAGUUCAGCCAACAACAGUAUUCUGGACGCCUCGAGCAGUGAUGACGGUGGAUUUCUACCGAAGAGUAAGUUGAAGUCAUCCUGGAGACGACCGCUGGUCGACAUAAGUCAAUUGAGUCUACGGUCCGAUGGAAGUGGCGUUUCAAUCGGCGUUGUUACACCGGGACAUUUGGGAAUUCCGCUAAUGAGACAACCGACAAUUUGCACCAUCUCGUCGCCAAGAUUCAUGGCAAGUUCUCCCAGUGGAACACAAAUUCCCUGGACGCCGGUCUACCUCAGCGAUCUCAGUUCAGUUCGUCAACCAUCAACCGGAGAUCGUUCGUUCCCAACACCUCCGGGUUACAUUCAACUGAGGAACGUCCAUCAACGCUACAGUCAAGAAUUACCAUCACUGAAAGCGAUACACGCCGAGUCCCGGAGGUUCGUACCAGUUCAACCCCUGGCUACUUCCUCCCCGCCACAAACGGCCGGCAGGCCCAGAGCACGACUUCCACCUAGACACGCGAGGCACGCACGUUCAGCACCCGAACUGGCAGCUUCUCCCGAUCUCGAAACAUCACCAGAGAGCAGGUCCAGUAGUUCCGGAUUUGGCAGCAAGAACACAUCCCAACAGAAUCAAAGUUCCCGAAGCGGUAGCACAGUUGCGGAAUGGAGGCCACCUCCCUACAGACCCCCACCUCCACCACUGGUGGGCAAAUGGCUGGAGCUCCAGAAUCAAGCUCCAAAAGUGACUCCACUAACUCAUAUCCAAACUGCAGUUGACGCCGGCAGUGUCGACGGUCACUACGAAUUUGACCCCGUGUCCUGCACACCGACCCCAACAUCCGCCUCCACACCCACCAGAGAGGAACGUCCUCCCGCCCAUCAAAUGCAUCCAAUUCACAUGCCCCAAAUCCAUCAAGUCCACACCGUUCAUCAUCAGCCAGCGAGAUAUUCACGGGACAACAUUGAGGCUAGAGUUCAAGCCAUGAAGGCCGAAUUCCAUCAGUUCCGGCAACGGCAAGCCCGAAGAAAACAAAGCGUCCACUUGGAAAGCGCUUGCUGAUUCAUCAAUGCUGAUCUCACCAAAAACGGAGGGCGCUAAAAAUUUAACGUAAUAGUAAGAGUAGGGUUUAGAAAAUAACAUUGUGUCACGUUUUCACAAUUAUUACGAUCAUAUCUAUUAUUCAGCGAAUAAAAGAAACUUUCCUUUGGAUUUCCAAAAGAGAAUUUCAAUACACAAGUUGCAGUGCGAAAUAUUUUCCAGAGGCUUAGAGAAAAUAUUUCCCUCCAUUUUUUGCAACAUAGCAAGGACGCUCCAAAGAAACUAUAUCUUUUAAAAAAAACAACAAAAAAAGUCAUAAUAAUCGUAAACUAAGUAAUAAUUCAAAGAGAAAAAAAACACACUCAAGUAAUUAAUGAUGAGCAAAUGGACUCUAAACGUGAUAUUAGGCCGAAGCUUGCCUCGAGAUUGCUUAAGGACUCACACUCAUAUUGCACUGCCUGUCUAGGGUUUCGCUAGUAACCCAAAAUAUAUUAUUGGCACAAUAAUUUUUUCUUAAGCAACAUAACGAGAAUAAGUAACGCUCUUUUGAAUUAACCGAGAAAUCCAAAUCUAAUGAUAUUAUCUGAACAUUAUUGUGAAUUUGACGUUUAAAUAAAAGCCUUGUAAAGCGUCAUUUUCAGCGAAUUACGAAUUUUUACACUCAAUGUUUAUAGUCAAAUUCGAAUAAUGUUCAAUCUCAUCGUCAUAUUGGACUCUUGAUAUUUGUAUAAUCGAAAAAAGGAGAGAUUAAAACAUAUGUCUCUCAAGUUACACGAAAAAAUACUCAAUAACCCACCUAAUUCCCACCAAACGCAUUGUAUUAAAUCAUCAUUGAGAUCUGGUAAUUAAUUUACGAGAAUUUUUGAGAUUUUACCCCUUUUGGAAAAUUAUUUCCACGGCGUCCCUCGACGAGGCGCUCACAUCGCGAUUCUUAAUUCCGUAGCGUUCCUCCAGGUGGGGCGAUUAUUCCCACGAAUACUCAAUUUUUAAAAUCUUUAUUUGUAAUUUUACUACCUGAUCUUCAUUUUAAUAAAUUAUUAUAUUACAUAUUUAUAAACUAAAUUAUUUUUAUUUAUUUUUAUACUUUUGAUGUUCUUUUCUUCCGUAAGAUCUCAAAAAAUCUCAAGUCACUCAUCCAAAUCUCAAAAAUACAUUUUACUUUCUUUUUUAAAGUACAAAAUAUAAUUAUUUAUAAAAAAAUAUACAUAAUAUCGUUAGUAAAUAAUUUUAGUAAAGACUCUAACUCACGAUUCAACUAUAUUUGGAAGAAAAUUAAAAAAAGCGCUGUGGAUAAAGAACUGUUCAGUGAAGGUGUGUAACUUGUAUUAUUAAUUAAAAAUUCGAAGAGUGCAAGAUGAAUGAGCGAGAGUGAAAGUUUUAGUAAAAAAAAAUGCACACGAAGAGCAAUUAUGAACAGAAAGGAAAAAAAAUUGAAAUGUAACAGUGAUUUAAAAACAAAUCGGAGAUUACACAAAGAGUACCAAUAUUCUAAAGUAAUUCUAAUAAUUGAAUUAACAAUUUGAUAAUUAAUUGAUAUUGUACAUCGUAACGACGUAGCGUGUAGUACAUUAAUCAACGAGACUACGAAAAGGCCGGAGAUACGUUUUUAAUAUGAAAAAAGACCGAAGGUUAUUUACCGAAGGUCAUUGCUGUUGUAACAUAUUAAUUAUUAAUGCAUAGUUAAAGAUAUAAUGUGUAAUGAAUGUUUUUUCGUUCGACCCUUUACUAAUAGUAAGGUAAAAAAAAUUUUCUGUAAUUUCCAAUACUCUAUAUUAAUGAAGUGAAUAUUUUUAAUUCUAAUUACGUGCUAUCUUUGAAUUUUCGAAUAAUAUUCGAAUAAUAAAUAAUCUAUUAUUUAUUUAUUUAUUUUUUUUAUUGUUUAUACUCCUGCCCUAU